Messenger RNA from Apiotrichum porosum, 981 nucleotides. RefSeq lists its product as uncharacterized. The record is from RefSeq and is a predicted model, not a curated record. The transcript has 3 exons. Bases 1 to 981 code for a protein of 326 amino acids. NCBI's taxonomy places the organism in Eukaryota, Fungi, Basidiomycota, Tremellomycetes, Trichosporonales, Trichosporonaceae.
AUGUUCGCCGGCGACGGCCUCUCCUCUCCCCCGCGCCCUGCGUGGGGCACGCCCAAGAAGAAGAAGCUUCCCAACAAUGAUCUGCGCCCAUAUCCUAGCACUCCAACCCCGCUCACUCCACGCGCCAUCCCUAUUCCUAGCUCCCCCAUUCCCAACCGCGUCUCUAAGUCAAUGAUCCACCCCGCGCAGUCUCCCUUCACCUUGUGGCCGGGGUCGGCGGCUCCUACGACCCCCUGGUUGGGCACAGCCCCGUCACUCGGGUCUCCAGCCUACCACCUCUACACCCCCAUCUCCCAGCAGGGUCCACUUGACACCGAGUUCAUCGGUGCUGCCACUGCCCACGAUGCCGAAGCUGCAGACCAAGGUGUGGAUGCGCCAGCCAGCGGGCUGAAGUUUGGUGAAGACCUCACUCCCGCCCCGAAGACGCGCAAGACUCUUGCCCAACUCCAAAUGGGUCGUCGUUCGAUAGCGACGAAGCGCCACCACACGUCUCCCUUCCCCGAGUUCAAGGCCAAGAACAACGUGUUCCCCAUCCAGCCGCGUACUCGUGCCGGAAUGAGCAGGGCCAAGACGCUCCCAGCCCACCUUCCCGUCCGCGUCUGGACGCGUGAGAUUGAGGACGAACCCUCGCCGGCUUUGGCCCUCCUUUGGCCCGUCACUCCCGGAACUGCUAUACUCUCCAGCCCCACCAAGCUCAAGACCAAGACCAAGCCCGAGGAUACUCGUGUGGCCGCCCAGGACUCGGUGGGUCCCGCGUCGCCACUGGUCCGUGGUAACCGCCUCAAGUUCUCCAAGUCUAUGCCUGUCAUCAAGACUCCCGCCAAGUGGAGCUUGAAGCCGGUGUCUGGUACUCCCACGUUCCCCUCCAUCAAGGCCAAGCGCUCCGCCCUCACCGAGGAUUCGGAGUCGAGUGGCGGAGCUGCCAACAAGAAGACCCGCGUGGCGCCACCACCUCAACAGCUCCCUCAAGGCCGCCUGUAA